UUGUGAUGCUGCAUUUUUUUUAUUUCUAAUUUUUUGGCAAAUGAUGAAUAAUCCCCAUUUUAACAGGUCCAUUAUCCUGGUGCUCGUGAGUAAUCAAUCCCCACUCUGACAGGUUCACAUCGUCUUCUCCAUCGAAGGUGGUGCGACUCGUGGUCCGAGCAGCUGACGGUCGCGUGCCGAGAAGGACUCGUAGAAGGAUUUGGGGCAUUUUUGUUAAAUUAAAGUAAGGGUUUUAAGGUAAAAGAAAAAAGAAAAAAAAAAGAAGGGAAGAGAACGUCCUCUCUGUUUCACGUGCUCGACACGUGAUCAGACAUCUUGAUUCUUGAUUCUUGAACCUCCGAGAACAACCGCCGAUCGUGGUCGUAACGUCGACCCCAACCGAGUGGUCGUUCUACUCCUCGUCUUCUCCAAGCGGCGUUCUCCAGCCUGGUGCUUGAGAUGGAUCAAGAAGCCGCUCUCGAUCUCGUGAAGAAAGGGGCGACACUUCUUCUCCUCGACGUCCCUCAGUUCACUCUCUUCGGCAUCGACACCCAGAUGUUUUCUGUGGGGCCGAUGUUUAAGGGUAUGAAGAUGAUCCCACCGGGCACACACUUCAUUUACUAUAGUCCCUCAAGCAAAGAGGGGAAUGAAUUUUCACCGACAGUUGGCUUCUUCCUUACGACCCAUCCUGCUGAGGUAGUUGUGCGCAAGUGGCAUCAUCAGGAGGAACGGCUGAUUAAAGUUUCAGAAGAUGAGGAAGGCAGGUACUCUGAAGCAGUGAGACGUCUGGAAUUCGAUCCCCACCUUGGGCCUUAUGCUUUAGACAGGCAUGGAGAGUGGAAGCAGCUUUCUAAUUACAUUACACAGAACAUUAUUGAGAGAAUUGAGCCCAUUGGUGGAGAUAUUAUGAUAGCCUACGAGUCUGGAUUGAUCGACAGGGUUCCUAUUUCUGUUAUGGAGAGACGUCUGAUGGAACAGCUAAAGGACAGUAAGUUUUCAAACUCUGAAGCAGAGGGAUCUCACAGGCGUGGAUGCUAUUACACAUCAAUUCCCCAUGCUGUUAAGCAUAAGGGCAUUUCUGGAGAGGAACUUACAGCAAUUAACCUUGACAAAACAAAAUUACUGGAAGCAAUCUUGAUGAAAGACUAUGGAGGCGAAGAAGAUUCACUUUUGGGGGAACUACAAUUUGCUUUUGUUGCAUUUAUGAUGGGGCAAUCACUUGAAGCCUUUCUACAGUGGAAAUCAUUAAUUAGCCUUCUUUUAAGCUGUACAGAAGCUCCACUUCGGACAAGGACUCAGCUAUUCUCCAAGUUUAUCAGAGUCCUCUACUCCCAACUCAAGCAUGGCUUUCAUAAAAAACAAAAUCAUGGGAAUGAUUCAGGCAAAGGAAUAUCCCUUUUCUUGGAUGAUGUGUGGUUCUCAAAGGACAUCUUUUUGUUCCGUUUGUGCAAGGAUUUCUUCCCAUUGGUGCUGGAGUCCCCAGUUGUUGAUGGUGACCUGCUGUUAUGGACGAGAAAACUAAAGAGACUGCUGGAGACUGCACUUGGGUGGGAUUUUGCAGAUGUGAUGGAAGUUAUCUGCAACGAAGGGGAUGAGUUCUCUCCAGUAAUUGUACCUUCUGAAGAAGUGAAUUAACCUCCAAGCUGCCCAGUAAAAUUAAACGGUGGAUCCAGUUGUGGUGGGGUGUUGACUUACGGAUUUCUUCUCCAUGGUUUGUUUUGGACAUGGUAAAUUAAUUCUGGCUUACGGCCACCAGUAUCGUUAACUGCCAACUUCUGAAAAAGAUUGUUGUCCCAUAUGAAUUCCAUAUUCUCAAAAAUUUUGUUCAGUGAGGGGAACGUUGUUUCGUCCAUUUCGGAUUUAGCAGCCACCAUGGUUUCUCUUGUGUUCUACAAUGUGGUUUCACGGCAAUCGCAUCUAACUUAGGUAAACAGGUCUUUGUGAUGUAACAAACUUUCAGAUCAAGAAGGUCGAUGAAGAUCGUUUGUAUUUCUUUUCAGAUAAAAAAAAGUCAUGCUUCCAAAUCACAAUGAA
This is a messenger RNA of Musa acuminata AAA Group (dessert banana), 2013 nucleotides long. RefSeq lists its product as uncharacterized. The record is from RefSeq and is a predicted model, not a curated record. Gene Ontology annotation, biological process: spliceosomal tri-snRNP complex assembly. NCBI's taxonomy places the organism in Eukaryota, Viridiplantae, Streptophyta, Magnoliopsida, Zingiberales, Musaceae. The coding region runs from base 439 to 1614 and encodes 391 amino acids. The transcript has 14 exons.